ACAAAGCGGUGGACACAAUUGGUUGUCGUGGAGAUGAUGAGGAUGUGAUCAAUGGAUUGCAAACCCUGGCUAGUGCUCCCAAAGAAAGAUGUUGCUCUCCACCAUUCCAGUGUCCUAGAGAUGCAAGACAUCGGGGAAGAAGAUGCAACCGGCAGACAGAAAACAGCAGCCAUCAAAGCGCUGAGGGAGCACUUCCAGUCAUCUCUGUCCCAGCUCCAAGUUUUUCUCCAUGAUGGCCUGUAACAGCACGUCCAUUGAGACUUACGAAUACUUGCUGCGGAAUGGGAGCAAUUUGUUGGAUUUUGGGGUGACCGCAGCUCCCGCCCCCCUCAGGACAUCCUUGGCAAUAAUCAUGAUGCUGAUGGUUGUGGUCGGAUUCCUUGGCAACGCUGUCGUCUGCAUCAUCGUGUAUCAGAGGCCAGCCAUGCGCUCUGCCAUCAACCUGUUGCUGGCCACGCUGGCCUUCUCCGACAUCAUGCUGUCCUUAUGCUGCCUGCCCUUCACCGCUGUCACCCUGAUCACCGUCCACUGGCACUUUGGGAAUUACUUUUGCCGGCUCUCGGCCACACUUUACUGGUUUUUUGUCCUGGAGGGCGUGGCCAUCCUGCUCAUCAUCAGCGUGGACCGCUUUCUCAUCAUUGUCCAACGCCAGGACAAGCUGAACCCACGGAGGGCCAAGGCGAUCAUCGCCAUCUCCUGGGCUCUGUCUUUCUGUGUCUCUGCUCCCUUGCUUGCAGGCUGGACGUUCGUGGAGGUGCCUGCGCGGGCCCCUCAGUGCGUGCUGGGCUACACCGAGUUCCCUGCCGACCGUGCCUAUGUGGUGACGCUGGUGGUGGCUGUGUUCUUCGUGCCCUUUGGCGUCAUGCUGUGCUCCUACCUGUGCAUCCUCCACACGGUCCGGAAGAACGCCAUCCGUGUCCACAACCAGUCCGACAGCCUGGACCUGCGACAGCUCACCAGGGCUGGCCUGCGGCGGCUCCAGCGGCAACAGCAGGUCAGCGUGGACUUGAGCUUCAAAACCAAGGCCUUCACCACCAUCCUGAUCCUCUUCGUGGGCUUCUCGCUCUGCUGGUUGCCGCACUCGGUCUACAGCCUCCUGUCUGUGUUCAGCAGGAGGUUCUACUGCAGCUCCUCCUUCUACACCACUAGCUCCUGCGUCCUCUGGCUCAGCUACCUCAAGUCUGUCUUCAACCCCAUCGUCUACUGCUGGAGAAUCAAAAAAUUCCGCGAGGCCUGCGUAGAAUUGCUGCCCCAGAGCUUCCAAAUCCUCCCCAGAGUGCCUGAGCGCAUCCGAAGGAGAAUCCAGCCAAGCACCGUCUAUGUGUGCAAUGAAAACCAGUCUGCUGUUUAGGGGAGAGGCAGGAGGACCACGCAGUGGGCUCCAGGACCGAGCUUGUCUGUCCUUCCGCCCUGCUUCCUGGCGCUGUAGUUGCAGUCAGCAUUUUGUGGUGGUGAUUUAAGCGCAAAGGUACUCAUUUGUUACCAGAUGAGCUGCAGCUCCCAAGUUUGCAAGAUGAAUUGUUUUUAUUUCUUAUCGCAGAAGAACAGUGUGGGGGUCUGAUGCAACUGGAAGGUAGUUAAGACAAAGUAGGAACGGGUGGGGGAGUGCGGAAGCUGGGCAGAAAUUUAGGGAGGAGGAGGGGAGCAGGGAGUGAAGUUGGUUGAGUGUGGGACAGGGGGAGGGUUCUGUCUAAGGAGCUCCCUCCACAUCUGCUUACGAGAAAGCCGGUGGGGCCAUAUUCCGAGGUGAGAAACCCAAGUAGGCGUCAUCUCAUGGGUUAUCCUUCACUGUAUUCGACGCCAGCAUUCUUCAGAGGUGUUUAUGUUUGUGGUGUAUGGGGAAACGUGCAAGCUUCCUUAUGUUGGUCAUUUCUGACCAUGCCAAAUCAUCCGUUCUAUAAACCAAAGUCACGCCAGGGAGCAGUGAGCCCCAUGCUUCUUAGUUCCUCCGUAUGACACAUGGGAGGCCUCAGUGGCUAGAAGCCCAGAGAAUGUUUAGGGGCAGCUCAGCUGAAAUGGGAAGCCCACUCAAGUUCUCGUGCAUGUACCCACCCCUCCUGCCUGGCCCGGCCCACCCGGCCCUGCUCCCUGAUGCCCGCCACCCUCCACUCUGCCGUGAUAGUCCCUCUGCCCUUCCCUCUUUCCCUCCACUGCUCCCCACGCCUCCCUUUGUUUUCAUUCUGUCUGUCCCAGUGCACAGAAAGAACACUCUCCUCCUGUAAUUCAUCUUCCAGCAAGUGUUUGUGGUGACUUGCUCUCAGUUUCAGCCGUGGUCAUGGGCGUUAUUGACCUUCCUCUUGCCCCCUGAGG
This is a messenger RNA of Diceros bicornis minor, 2310 nucleotides long. RefSeq names its product G protein-coupled receptor 45 (gene GPR45). The transcript has a single exon. Gene Ontology annotation, biological process: G protein-coupled receptor signaling pathway. Gene Ontology annotation, cellular component: membrane. The record is from RefSeq and is a predicted model, not a curated record. Gene Ontology annotation, molecular function: G protein-coupled receptor activity. Bases 230 to 1351 code for a protein of 373 amino acids. Lineage: Eukaryota; Metazoa; Chordata; Mammalia; Perissodactyla; Rhinocerotidae.